GUGGCUGCGCUGGGGUGCUCGCGUUCGCUGUUAGCUAGCUGCUGUAGUUGCCAUGGAGCCGGCCGGGCUGUGCGGCUUCUGCCCAGGCGGGGAAGCCCAGCCAGCGCGCUACACCUGUCCACGCUGUAAUGUGCCCUACUGUUCGCUGCGCUGCUAUCGGGCGCAUGGUGCCUGCGCCGAAGACUUCUACCGUGACCAGGUGCUGAGAGAGCUCCGCGGCCGCAGCGCCUCGCCUAGCCGCCUAGCAUGUGCUCUACGCCGGCUGCGCCAGCAACGCGAGACAGAGGACGACCCCGAGGAGGCAGGCCUGAGCACUGGCCCGGCACCCGGCGGCCUUUCCAGACUCUGGGAAGAGUUGGCACCCGCGGAGAAGGCGGCCUUCGAGCGGUUGCUGAGCCGCGGCGAGGCCGGGAAGCUGCUGCCUCCGUGGCGGCCGUGGUGGUGGGACCGUGGGGCCGGGCYGCGGCUUCUGGAGGAGUUAGAUGGUGUCCCCAGCAGUGAACCUGUGGAGCUAGAACCCGCCCCCGCGGAGCCAGUUCCUGGAGACGCCCCCAGGGCCUGUAGGCCCUCAGUGCCCACCCACAUCCCUGCGCUGGCCAGCCUGAGUCGCUGCCCACCCUCGCCGCUCGUGCGCUUCCAGCUCCCCAACGUGCUGUUCGCCUAUGCGCACACUCUAGCCCUUUAUCAUGGCGGGGACGAAGAGCUGCUCUCCGACUUCUGUGCCACGCUGCUGGGCGUUUCUGGAGCCCUGGGCGCCCAGCAAGUCUUUGCUUCUGCGGAGGAAGCCCUGCUGGCUGCAGCCAGCGUGCUAGAAACCAGCGAGCACCCACCAGGGCCCCUGGGUACACGGGGUGCUAUGCAAGAGGCCGCCCGCAUCCUGCUGGGUGAGGGUCCCGCCAACCAGAAAGGCUACACGCUGGCUGCAUUGGGGCAUCUAGUGCAGACACUGGGCAGGGCCAGGAAACAGGCCGUGGCUAGAGAAGAGCGAGAUCGCCUCUACAAGGCCCGGAAGAAGUGCCAAUUUCUGCUGGCCUGGACCAAUGAAAAUGAGGCUGUCCUAACACCAUUGGCUUUAGACUGCACCAGGGCCCACCAAGCCCACACGGUGGCAGCAGAGGAGGUGGCAGCCCUCACUGGGGAGCUAGAGCGCCUUUGGGGAGGCCCUGUGCCACCUGCACCGAGGACUCUCAUUGAGGAGCUCCCUGGCUGACCUGGGGACCCUUGUUAUUAAUAAAGCUG
Molecule: messenger RNA, 1239 nt
Organism: Urocitellus parryii (Arctic ground squirrel)
Lineage: Eukaryota; Metazoa; Chordata; Mammalia; Rodentia; Sciuridae
Gene: Znhit2
Product: zinc finger HIT-type containing 2
Source: RefSeq, a predicted model, not a curated record